This is a messenger RNA of Spizellomyces punctatus DAOM BR117, 1428 nucleotides long. RefSeq lists its product as uncharacterized. Gene Ontology annotation, cellular component: nucleus; NELF complex. The coding region runs from base 1 to 1338 and encodes 445 amino acids. Gene Ontology annotation, biological process: negative regulation of transcription elongation by RNA polymerase II. Lineage: Eukaryota; Fungi; Chytridiomycota; Chytridiomycetes; Spizellomycetales; Spizellomycetaceae. The record is from RefSeq and is a predicted model, not a curated record. The transcript has 11 exons. Gene Ontology annotation, molecular function: RNA binding.
AUGCCAACAAACUGGGCAACCCCACCAGAGCCCAACUUUGUCCUGAUCUCUACACUGAUCUCUACGCUGCUUUCUUCACCGUUUGCAGCGAUGGCAUUAGUAGCCACAGAAACGACAGAAUAUUGUAAUCAGCUGGUGAAUGUAUUGUCAAAGCUACAUGAUCCCAAUGACACGAAUAUUAAGGAAUGGGUCGCCACAAACCUGGGUCCCCUAUGUUACAACAAUGUGCACAACUACUUUAUAACGCAAGCGAUCCUAACUGGAUUGUCACGAGAGACGGAAAAUGGAAUUCAUUGGGGGCAAAUGCUUAACCGAAUAUCGCAGGAGUUGGCGGCGGGUCUGGGAGAACGAGAAGAGGUAUUGAUGCUGACGGAAGGUGUCAAGUUCAGCGGCAUAACGGCCCUUGAUGUGAUCGAGGCUUUGAUCGGCAUUCAGCGGGACAGCAAACCGAGUGGGGGAGAUAUUGUUAAGUUAUAUAAGCAUUAUAACUCAAAUGACCCACCAUCACCUGUCUUUCUUCGGGACGCUGCAAUUCUCAAUGCUCUGAUCGCGGAUACCUUUGUUCCUCGUCGUUCGAAUGCACAUGUGGAAGAAACACUGUGGCUACUGGCCUACGCCGUCAGCAUCGUAGAUCAAGACAGCAAAAGAGGCUCUGUGGGUGACGACGACGAUUUCAAGAGCACUUUGGAAGCACUAAAGAGUCUUGACGCAUUGACGAACCGUAUAACAUCCAUGGCGCAAAUGCAGGAUCAUAUAUCUGCAUUUCUUCAGGCGACAGAACGACAAAUUACCUCCAUGGCACUAUUACAUUGGGUCUCGUCUUGCUUGAGCAAUGGUAGCUUUUACGAGUGGACCAUGCUACGAGAGGAAGUUCCUCCGGCAUUCAAUCUUGUGGAUGAAAUGGUCAUAAGGCAUCCGUUUCUUUGGGAGCAUGCCACAACUUUCUGGAUUACCUUACUUGAGGGCGGAUACGAAUCACAAGAUCCCUUGAUGAUGAUAGAAAUUAAGCAAAAGAUCCUUGAUCACUUGGUCCUUUUGGUGAAAGUGGGGUACGCAGUUCCGGUUGUGAAGUACAUCUCAGAACAUACCGGCAGCAUAGAUGAGUCCCUCAGAACACACUUUGUUGUUUCAAUACUAUCGGCGAUAGAAGCGCCAUAUCCAAAAGAAUUCAGUUCCCCACUUGCGCAGAUUGUGGCCUCGCUUUCGCAGGAACUUCCCAGGUUCAGUGAAGGUUUUAAUUUGAUAAGUGCAUUCAUCGAUGUGCUACUGAACACUGCGACCGACCCUUCCGAUAGUGAUCUUGAUUUAUUGAUAAAAUUGAAAUCGCGUUAUAGCUGAUCAAAAAUUCCACAUAUUGCUUUGGCGCUUGAAUUGCAUCUAUUUUUAGCAUUUUUAAAACAUUGCUUUGGUUUGCUCCGCUCUUGCAAC